Messenger RNA from Scylla paramamosain (green mud crab), 3194 nucleotides. RefSeq lists its product as uncharacterized. The record is from RefSeq and is a predicted model, not a curated record. The transcript has 3 exons. Lineage: Eukaryota; Metazoa; Arthropoda; Malacostraca; Decapoda; Portunidae. The coding region runs from base 1248 to 3194 and encodes 648 amino acids.
CGAAGGAGAGGAGUGACACGCCCCGGAGCCACGCGAGCCGCCAGUCCCCAGAGGCGUCACCAGGGGCGUCACCAGGGGCGUCACCAUGGACACUGCUUGCUGUUUCAUGGCGUCGUAAUGGGUUAGGUCAAGGAAUAUAUUAGGAGUCUGAGGCAGUGUAAAGAUAACUGCUUCUUAGGGACCUUUGCGUGGUGGUAGUAGUAGUAGUAGUAGUAGUAGUAGUAGUAGUAGUAGUAGUAGUAGUAGUAGUAGUAUAUAGUAGUAGUAGUAGUAGUAGUAGUAGUAGUAGUAGUAGUAUAUAGUAGUAGUAGUAGUAGUAGUAGUAGUAGUAGUAGUAGUAGUAGUAGUAGUAGCAGCAGCAGCAGCAAAAAUAAUGGUAAUAAAAAUCUAGCAACACUUAUUUAUAAACCAAUCUAUGUACAGUCCACUUACUAACACAUUCUUUCAUUAUUGGCCAAGUGCUUUGAGCACAGAAAUAGCUUAGUAUCUAUUAUUCUACCUUCUCGCCAUGGUCCCACCGCACCUAGCGGUCGGCGGAGGGUAGAAAUAUUCCGCAAAAGAUACAGAUUCCACGUUAGAGUUAAAUAACUACUCUAGCUCUGCGCUCUGAUUGGUCAGCCAGGUGGCGUGAUGGGGGGACCCCCUCCCUGCUUGGUAAGGCAGCCAUCAUUCCUUCUGCGGAACUCGUCUUGAUUUCACGUUUUUCACUUCGCUCCAGUUGUGUCAUGGUGAGUUCCUGCUUUUCCUAGGUUAGCCUGUCUUUUAACAGAGGUUGUGCGUGUUCUUUUGGUCCCGUUGUACCCAGGCGGGAACGAGUUACACCUUCUGUGUUUCUCUUCGUCUUUCUCGCGGGGCAGGCCGUCUGCCUGCCUCUCUUAGAUUCGCACGUGGUCUUCCAUGCUUGUGCCCUGGUGCCCUGGCAGGUGCAGUGUGGUUUGCCACCUUAUGCGUCCCCUUAUGUGUCGCCUUCAGUGACACGAGCACGUGUGUUUUAUUUGUUCUUCUCCUUCAGAGAGUGUUUGUUUUUCUUUCAGCCAUCGCAGUCUUUGUGUGCAGAGGUGGGUUGCUCGGUUCGCGUGUCGGAUGACGGACACGACCGCUGCUCUACCCAUUCUCCCUGUUGUUCCCUUUCUGGUUUUGACCCCUCCAAGUGCUCUGUCUGUUGGUCGUGGGCGGUGCAAAUUAGAGAAGCCCCUGUGAAGUCUCGUUCUGCGCUGCCUGCCCUUCAGGCUUUACGUAAGGCCUGGAUGAAGGCUAGAAAGGCGUUUGCGAAGCGUGCAGGCCCCCCCUUGCUUUGGGCUGACCCCACCCUCGGCGCCGAGUUGGGUCUAUGUCGUCGGCGCUCCUCUACCACUUGUACGGCGGGGUCUGAAGGCGGCACCCUUCAGCCCACCGGCACUGGGGCCGGGGAGCAGUCUUCCUACUUGGACGACCCCUACGGGGAGUGCACUGAGGAGACGGCCCCACGUGGUGUCUCCGGCAACACGCUCGUCCCCUCUCCCCGCCCUAGCAGGACGCCCUCGGGCUCCUCUCGCCGGAGGAGACGGACUCGCUCCGGGGGGAGGUCCAGCGCGAAGAGGUCCCGCCGUUCGCGGUCGUCCUCCUGCUUUCGUUCCUCCACCCCUUCCUCCUCGUUGUCAGCGUCCACCCGUCCUCGACGCCGCAAGCGUUCUUGUCGCGCAGGUUUGGACGACGUCGUUGAUUGGAGGCAGAAGGUGAAGGAGGUACUUUCUGACAUCUUACCGUGCUUGGCAGAGGCCGGGCUGGGUUUGCCCCCCGCGGCUCCCCCAGCCCCGACUCCGGCCCCUCACGCCUCGCCUCGGGCGCCGGCUGCGCCCUCGACCUCGACUACCUCGGCGGCUGUUUACAUGCCACCAGGGCAGCCGACGCACGGAGGGGCUUGCUCCGAUGACGAGGAUGAGGUUUCUCCCUCUCUGAACCAGGUCUCCCCUCCUUCCCCUCCUCCGCCUCAUGGCGUCUCUCCUCCUCUGGCCGCGGCGGACUUCCGCCCCUACAACUGGCUCCCUCUUCCCCCCACUUGGGUUCAUCAGACGGAGAUGGGUAAGCUGGUCGCUUACGCUCCUGACGAGGCUCGUCCGGGAACAUGGAGGCAUCUUGACGACGUUCAGGUGCGUUUGGGAUCCCGGGACGGCGGCGAUCCUGAAGUUUUGUAUAGGGCCAAACCCCUAUCGACUCCUACUCCGCUGCCGACGAAGUUGUCUCCGAAAGCUACGCUGGACGCAGUGUCGGUGUUAUUGAACAACCCCAGAGCUACCACGUCCCAGUCCCACUCCAUCGAUGCCUCGGGUGACGCCCCAUGUCUAGAGUUCGCCCUGUCAGCCUUCUUCCCUGGCGAGCGCUCGCUGAAGCCGCUGGACGUGGCAUCCAUGCUCGAGAAGGCUUCUGACCAUGGCAGGGACAACGUUCGAUGGCCAGUGCCUCCUUCAGUGCCCUGUCGCCUUCCACCCACCAGAGCCGAUCCUCGUCUUUCCUCCUGCCUAUGGAGGGGCUCGACAGACCCCUCUCUCCCCCACCAGGUACGGGAGCCGGAGCAGCGUCUGGCGGCAGCAGAGUCGCAGUCCCGACAGAAGCUUGCCCACCGCCUGUCUACAGUGGGCCUCGUCUCCCUCCUGAGAGACCGUCUGCACGACCUGGCCUCCACGUUUCAGGACUGUCCUCCUGAGGAGUUGCACGAUAUCUUGCUGACGUUAGCAGACGUAGCUGAGGGCACAGCAGGGAUGAUGGCUUUCGACCUCUCCCACCUUGCAAAGUCCUUCGCCGAGGCUAGGUUGGAGGCACGACAAUCGGCUGCGAGGGACGUCCCGGAGGCCGCCAGGAGGGGCGUCGUCAGGGCUGAGCCCCUCUCCACGGGACUUUUUGACCCCGUGGCGACAGACCGGGUCUUCUCCUCUGUGCCGACCAUCAUUCAGGUCACUCCUCAGCCACCUGCCAGACCUCGUCCGACUCCGACCCCGGUGCAGCGCCAGAACCCUUUGUACCGCCAGCCCUUUCCAAAGAAGAGGGCACAACCAGAGUACCAGCAAGGGUACAAAAAGGCGCCUUCAACUACUUCCCAAGGAAAAAAGCAGCCCAACCAGCACCGCGAGACUGCGGACUAUGCCACGUCCACUUCCACCAAGCCCUUCCCCUCCCAGCGGCCCCCUUUCCGGAACCAGCAAGGGAAGAAGAACUAG